Magnolia sinica is the source of this 4041-nucleotide messenger RNA. RefSeq lists its product as uncharacterized. The transcript has 6 exons. The record is from RefSeq and is a predicted model, not a curated record. Lineage: Eukaryota; Viridiplantae; Streptophyta; Magnoliopsida; Magnoliales; Magnoliaceae. Gene Ontology annotation, biological process: regulation of cilium movement. Bases 235 to 774 code for a protein of 179 amino acids.
AGUAGCCAAUCCGUUUCCGUCAUUUUGGGGCUCAUGUCCGCACAUGAGCCAGCAAAACGAAUGGACGGAGUGGAUUUCUCACAAACAUUAGGGUAGGCCCCACCUAGCUUCUGACGGCAGAAACUUCCGGUGUCGCAGGCAAUCCGCGUCCAUACGAUCAUCUCCCGGUACGGACGACUCCGGGAGGAGCUCUAUACUACGAGAAGAUUGGUAAUCUCUCAUCCCAGCAGAAGAAUGGUGCAGAUUCAUGUGAACCAGACCCCAGAAGAGCAGUUCCUCUAUGAGUGCCCAUGCACUUCCAGAAUCGAUUCCCUCACACGCGAUAUCACCCAAAUCUACAACCUUCAAUCCAAAAUCCAACGCCUCGUUCUGCGAGUGGAAGAACGAUUGCUCGCAAAUAGCAAAGAUUGCCUUCCAGAUGCUGCAAUAGCUCUAAAGAGAGCCUUAUCAGAAGCUAAGACUUAUGUGUCAAAGGACCAGGUUCUACAUAAAAAGCCCUUAUCGCCUCAUGUCUUGAAAGAUCAUAUUCAAAACAUAGAAAGGGAAAUCAUGAUUAAUCAGUCAGUGGCUUUCCUAGACUCUGAUUUAUUACAACAGCUCUCCUUAGAUGUUCCAGAUACAGACCUCCUGCAUGAAGAUAUUACUCAGCUUUGGUGGGCCGGGAAAGAGCUCAUGAGGGACAAACAACUAUGUGAUUAUGUUGGAAAAAAUGAGAAAACAAAGAUUGUAGUCAGGUUGCACCCACCUGGGUCAGGUCGGACACAACACUCUUAAAGCGAUUCCAAUAACCUGGAAGCAACUGCGAUAAUGCAUUACCCAAAAGAGCCAAAGGCACACUCCACUCAAACAUCGCAUGCAAUCUCUUGGUGUCGGCACCAUGUGCCGCAUCUCCAAGCAUACUGUCUUGUACUCUGCAUGCAUCUCCCCACUCAUUACCUGCUAAAAUGGUACUAUGAGGUCGAGCUUGGGCCCCACCGUGAUGUAUGUCGGACAUUUGAACCAUGCAUCAGAUGCACCCUCCCAUAAUGGGAUGUGGAUUGCGUGGUGACCUUGCCACCGCUAACUUCCAUGGUGGCAGGACUCUGUGGGGCCCACUGCGAUGUAUGUGUUUUUUCCAUGCCAUCCAUCUGUUUUUCCAGCUCAUUUUAGGCCGUGACCCCGAAAUUGAAACAUAUCCAAGGCUCACGUGGACCACACUACAAGAAACAGUGGGGAUUGAAUGCCUACUGUUGAAAACUUCUUGGAGGCCACAAAAUUUGUGGAUCAAGCUGAUUUAUGUGUUUUCCCUCCAUCUAGGUCUGUGUGACCUGAACAGGUUGGAUGACAAAUAAACAUCACCGUGGGCCCCAGGAAGGUUUUUAUAGUGGUUGUUCAAUCCCCACUGUUUUCUAUGGUUUGGUCCACUUGAGCCUGGAUAUGCUUCAAUUUUGGGCUCAUGGCCUACAAUGAGCUGGCAAAACGGAUGGACGGUGUUGAUAACACACAUAUGUCAUGGCAGGCUCCAUAGAGUCCUGCCACGAUGGAGGUUGGGGGCGGCAGGGUCACCACACAAUCUGCGUCCCCAUCAUGAGCCAUGGGCCCAUAAAUCAAGCCGAUCCAUGAUGUAGGUGGGCUACACCACAAGCAAUGUAUUCAAAAUCAGUUACGUAACCAUAACGGCCCGUUAUGGGGUCGAAAUGGCCGUUACAGGAAAAACAGGCCGUAAAGGCCCUAUAACAGUUUUUUCAAAAAAAUAAAAAAUAAAAAAAUUGUGGCCAUAACGGCCAAUGUAAUGGCCCAUAUCAUAACGGUAACAGUGGUGGCUGUUACGGCCACCGUUACUGUUUUGGAAUGCGUUGACCACAAAAAAUAGUUGAGAGUGGAAGAUCACCCAUUAAAACCUUCUUGAUUGUUUGUGGAGCCCACCGAGAUGUGGUUCAAAUAUCCAGCCCAUCAUCAUGUGCAUCCCGAUUGUAAAAAAUUAGGCCAUACCAAAAAUCAGGUGGGCCCCACCAAGUGAUUUUAGAUGUUUUAGGCAUGAUUUUGUAUGUUCCAAAUGGUGUGGCCCACUUGAGUUUCGGAUACAGCUCAUAUUUGAGACAUCCCUUAACCUGGAGGGGACCCAUCAGAUGCACGGUUCAAAAUGUCCAACACACAUCAUGGUGGGGCCCAUAUUAGUUCAACCUUAUGGAAAACUCCCAUGAGGUCGACCUCAUAGUACCUUUUCCCACUAUAUGCUUUCUUUUCUUUUUGUAUGGGAAAGCCUAAGAGAAGACUGUACCCACACUCUUGAAUGCACCAUUGGUUAACCAAAAAGAUUUCAAACAUCUGCAACAGCUGAAGUUGUUUUCUUGUGGGAUCCUUGUCUAUAUAUGAAUUCACCCUCUGAAUGGGAUUCUGAAAAUAAGUGUAAAACCAAAUACUUGAAAGCUUUGCCAAGCCCACAAGCAUGUACAAGUCAGCUAUUGCACAUAUGCGAGCAUGGUGCAAAAUCGAAACCAUCCAUCAGAAGGGUACCACUAUGUAGAUUCCAUCCCAAGAAUCAGGGUGGUCCACUGGUCAGGUGGGACCACAAUCAACUGAACUAAUGUACAGUUGUGAAAAAAAAAUAAAAAAUCAGCUGAAGUUUUCUAACCCAGCAACUUGUUUCUAAAAUCAUCACACACCUGCUGAAUGUGCCUAACUUUAUCAUUGGGAACUAACAUCUACAUGGUGAGGUCCACCUGAUGGUUUGCUUGGAUAUUUCACCUGUCUGCCAUGCUGGCCUGUGUGCAUUAGCUGGCUUGUACAAAGCGUGUGGGCUUAGAAAAGUUCAUGUUUACAUCAGGUCAUUGUCCACUGCAUGUGUGAAAGAAAGAAAUGGAAUGUGAUCACGAGUCUGUUUACUAUAUACAGGACUAGACUAUGCUGUGCCGUUUCUGCCAACCCCCAAGUUGUGGCAACACAACCAGCACAUAUCGCACGCCAAUCACGGCCGUCCAAAUAGUUGGCGACAUUGUGGGUGGAGCAUAUAGCCCAAAAAUCAUGCCGAUGGGGGGAUAAUAACUGCUUGAUUUUGCCUGUUGAAUAUGGACUGUUGAGCACUUUCUAGCUGUCCAUUUGAUGACCCAAAAUUGGAUAUUUAGGAUCGCCUGAUUGCCGACAUUUUUUAGCUAUGCUCAUCGACAUUGGGAUGUAAUUCGGACAGUUUGAAUUGUCUUGCAUGUAUUCCGUUGAAUAGUAGAUGAAUUUUCACAACUUUGUUGUCUGUGGCAAAUCAUACAUUGCAAUCUCCUUACUCUGGGCCAGAAGUUUGUGAGCUACCGGUUUUCAGUUUGGCAAGUCAGGGCCAUUAUUCAGUCAUCCAAACCGCUAAUAUGGCGGACCUCACUAUGAUUGCUCCACCCAACAAAUAGACAGCUAAAAAAGAAAAUUCUGCAAUGGUUCACAUUCAACCAAAAAGAAAAAAAGAACCAAAUAUUCUGUCUAUGAUGCUUCAAUCUGGGGUAGUUUUUGUGCAUGGGUCAUCCGCUGUGAGCCUCAUCAUGUCAAUGCCUCAGAUCACUGCCCAAAACUUUACUUUCUAGCACUGUAUAAAUUCCUAGAUUGCAAGUUUCAUAAUGUCCUUCUGCUGUAUGUUACUUGAAAUAUCCAUGCAGGACUAGAAAGAGGUUAUGAAAAGGGCCUACAGGAGAAAGUAGCCAAGGAAUCUGCUGUCUCCCCCUUCCUGUUUUUUUUUUUCUUCACCGCUUGUAAAUUACCCCUUCUUUACUGGAAGGACCUGCAGUGGAAUAAAGUGUUAGAAGAUGACAAGGUCCUUGCUGAAAAGCUCUGGUACUCCAAACAAAUGCUAAAAGCCAUAUCGGCAGCCCAGAAUCGUGGCGCACAUGUGUACAGCCAUAUUCCAUAACAGUAUCGGCCAGCUAGCUGGCCGGUUUUAUACAUGCUUUAUCAGCCGUUACAAGAUAUUAUGAAACUGGUGAGGAUUUCAAAUUUGUAUUCAUUUUUUGUUUUGGACAUGUAUUUGAUGGUCCAACUGUCCAUUGUUUGAUAAAAAUGUUCUGUUGGGAUGUGUUAGCUUCA